AUGGGUCUCGCCACAAAAGUAGACAGAGGAGGUCGCAAGCAGCGCAAAGAACGAAAGAACCGACAAAAGAAGGUGCGCGGUAUCAAGAAGGCUACUGUCUCUGCUGGAAAGAAGUAA
Strongylus vulgaris is the source of this 117-nucleotide messenger RNA. The record is from the annotation of a GenBank genome assembly. Lineage: Eukaryota; Metazoa; Nematoda; Chromadorea; Rhabditida; Strongylidae.